UAAUGUUAUUGAAAAACAUUUUUUAAUAACUACUUUAGAAAAAAAGUCAUGAAUUUAGUAGUACUAGUUUCCUGUUUGUUGAUACUUUGUAAUCAACCAGUCCGCAUACAAGCAAGAUCAAAAGGGAACCGUAUCAUUAGUGGUCACGACACACAGAUCCGAAAUUACCCAUAUACCGCAGCCAUUUACAAAAAAACAAAUAGUGGAAUCUUUUUCUGUACUGGGGCACUUAUCAGCAAUCAGUGGUUAGCAACCGCCGGUCAGUGCGUAACAGAUGCCACAAAAUUUACUAUUCGGCUAGGAUCGGAAAGUUUGAGUCGUGAUGACCCCAAUGCUCUGGACCUGGUUACCAAGGAGUAUGUAUUACAUCCCGAUUUCGACCCAGUUACCUUAGAAAAUGAUGUAGGUCUUAUCAAACUACGGCAGACUGUUACUUUUACUGAAUAUAUCAAACCUUUGAAUUUUACAAGUGAUUUUAUAAAAGACUAUAGAUCUGUUCAGACAGUUGGCUGGGGACAGAUAAGCGAUGAUCAAGCCGGAUUAGUUGAUAUUCUUCAAUAUGUUUAUUUGUUAACUAUGAAAAACGAAGAAUGUAAAAAUAUCUAUGGGCCUCAAAUCUCUGAUAACAUGAUUUGCGUCCAAGGAGACAACAGAAUUGCAGGCACUUGUAGGGGAGAUCUUGGAAGUCCUUUAAUUCUGAUGGAUAACAAUAUCGUAUACUACUUAGUAGGCGUUUCCAGCUGGAUAAGUGCAAAUGGGUGUGAGACCUACGACCCUUCAGGAUUUACAAGAAUUGCACCUUACCUAUCUUGGAUAAAUAAUGUCACUUCAAACGUCUUUACGUAAUAAAGCUUUUAGUUGUUUUUAUAAAA
This is a messenger RNA of Zophobas morio, 872 nucleotides long. Its product is annotated as brachyurin-like. The transcript has 6 exons. The record is from RefSeq and is a predicted model, not a curated record. Bases 49 to 846 code for a protein of 265 amino acids. Gene Ontology annotation, molecular function: serine-type endopeptidase activity. Gene Ontology annotation, biological process: proteolysis. Lineage: Eukaryota; Metazoa; Arthropoda; Insecta; Coleoptera; Tenebrionidae.